Messenger RNA from Coregonus clupeaformis (lake whitefish), 668 nucleotides. Its product is annotated as choline transporter-like protein 1. The transcript has 3 exons. Gene Ontology annotation, molecular function: transmembrane transporter activity. Gene Ontology annotation, biological process: transmembrane transport. Lineage: Eukaryota; Metazoa; Chordata; Actinopteri; Salmoniformes; Salmonidae. The annotation marks the transcript as partial. The record is from RefSeq and is a predicted model, not a curated record. Gene Ontology annotation, cellular component: membrane.
GUUAUCCUGCUGCUGCUACUGUUCUUCAUGAGGAAGCCGUGGCGCUGACCAUCACCCUGUUCACGUGGCAGGCAAAGGUGUUCACUCACCUGCCCCUGCUGGCCCUGCAGCCCUUCUGGACCUUCCUCAGCCUCAUGCUCUUCUGGGUGUCCUGGCUCGGUGUGCUCCUCUUCCUCGGAACCACAGGUAGCCCUGUGCAGAGUGAGGAGACAGGGUUGGUGGAGUAUCAAAUGUCAGGUCCACUCCAGUACAUGGUGUGGUACCACGCUGUGGGCCUCAUCUGGAUCAGUCAGUUCAUCCUGGCCUGCCAGCAGAUGACCGUGGCUGGAGCUGUGGUCACCUACUACUUCACCAGGAAUAAAUCUCAACUGCCCAUGACCCCCAUCGUGUCGUCUAUGCUGCGUCUUGCCCGCUACCACCUGGGCACCGUGGCCAAAGGCUCCUUCAUCAUCACCCUGGUGGAGAUCCCUCGCCUCAUCCUCACCUACAUCCACAACCAGCUGAAAGGAAAAGUACGUCCUUAAUCUCAUUCAGCUAUAUCACUUACAUUCACAAUCAGUUCAAAGGCAGAGUAUGUAGGGUGUUCACGCACUGCUCUAGAAUGUUGAGAGAAACGGGGCAAUUCAAGAGGGCGCUACAAAAUGUAUGUCAAAACUUAGUUUUCUUUG